AUGACAAAACAGAAACCCUGUCCUCACUGCCAAGCACUCAACAAUACCAACUGCAAAACAUGUAAAGCAUGUUUUGCUAGUUUAACCCUAAGAAAGAGAGUUAAAAACAUUCAAAAGCAUAUCGAGGAGAGUGCAUGGAUGUCGAACACUAAAAAACACAGAAAUGCUGCUCGUGUGGUUGAUUCGGCCCGCAUUGCUGUUAAGAAAUUGGAGGUACUAGGCUAUAAGCCAGUUCUCUUCAUUUCGAAAGAGAAAAAAAAUGGGUUUGUGGCUGAAGUCAUCACUCCAAUGAGUCCAUUUGCAGUUGGACCACUUCAAACCAUCUUUCAAAGGAUGACUAGCCUUUAUGAAUUUUUUAUUAAAAAUUACCAGAGGAUUCAAAGCCACACCAGUACUGCUGAAACUGUUUGCCAGCACCAGACUUCCUCCCUUCCUCCAACAUCCUCCUCGUUUGACACUCUUCCUCCUCCAUCUUCUUCCUCCUCGUUUGACACUCUUCCUCCUCCAUCUUCUUCCUCCUCGUUUGACACUCUUCCUCCUCCAUCUUCUUCCUCCUCCAGCCUUCCUCCAACAUCCUCCUCGUUUGACACUCUUCCUCCUCCAUCUUCUUCCUCCUCGUUUGACACUCUUCCUCCUCCAUCUUCUUCCUCCUCCAGCCUUCCUCCAACAUCCUCCUCGUUUGACACUCUUCCUCCUCCAUCUUCUUCCUCCUCCACCCUUCCUCCUCCUUCCUCCACCUCCUACACUCUUCCUCCUCCUCCAUCUUCCUCCUCCAGCCUUCCUCCAACGUCUUCCUCAUUUGACACUCUUCCUCCUCCUUCAUCUUCCUCCUCCUCCAGCCUUCCUCCUCCUUCCUCCUCUUUCUACACUCUUCCUCCUCCCUCAUCGUCUUCCUCCUCCAGCCUUCCUCCUCCUUCCUCCAUCUCCUACACUGUUCCUCCUCCUUCAUCUUAUUCCUCCUCCAGCCUUCCUCCAACUUCCUCCACCUUCUACACUCUUCCUCCUCCUCCAUCGUCUUCCUCCACCUUCUACACUCUUCCUCCUCCUCCAUCGUCUUCCUCCACCUUCUACACUCUUCCUCCUCCUCCAUCGUCUUCCUCCUCCAGCCUUCCUCCUCCUUCCUCCACCUUCUACACUCUUCCUCCUCCUCCAUCUUCAUCCUCCUCCAGCCUCACUCCUCCCACCUCCUCUUACAUCACCCUUCUUUCUCCUACCUCUUCUUCCUGCACUCUUCCUCCUCCACCAACUUCUUUCCCCACUCCUCCUCCUACACCAUUUUCCUCCACCCUUACUCCUACGUCCCAUUGCAUCAACCCUCCUCCUCCUUUCAAUUUUUCAAACCUUCCACCUACAAACCCUUCUUUCCCCUGCCAGAACACCCAUGCUGCCCCAUCUAAGCCAAAAAAUACAGACAGUUCCUCCACAAUAAUUCCAAGGUCAGGAGGCAAACAAAGAAAAUGGAUGUAUAAGCAAGCAGAAUGCCAAGUACAUCGCAGAUUAAAACAGUUUCCAUAUGACAAGAUCAUAAGGAGGAGGACAUCAAAGGAAGGUGUUGAAGAGGUCAAAGUAAGAUGGAAGCCGUGCUCAGGAUGUGGGAUGAAAUGGACAGACACCUGGGAGCCCUACAAUCGUUCAUUUCCAGAAUAAGGAUCCAUGUCCCUGUGCCUUUAUUAGUGUUUAGUCUGAUUUUAUGAAUGAAUGCUUAUUCAAACUUUAUGUACCUGUUCUUGGUUAAGUUACUGUGUUUGUUUGUUGUUCAUGUUUCCUUGUACAAUAUACUUUAAGUGCAUGUAACUGUUUCUUUGCUGGUUUCUAAUACUUCUAAUAAUCGAUUGAUAUUACUUUUCAGUUUAAAAAUCACUUAUGGUAAUUUAAUAAAUAAUCAAACAUUGGUACUCUGAUAAUUUUUGUUUUAUUAUUAUUUUUUAUUUUUUGCAUUACAUUUUGGAGUAAUAUUUU
This is a messenger RNA of Carassius carassius (crucian carp), 1959 nucleotides long. RefSeq lists its product as uncharacterized. The coding region runs from base 1 to 1647 and encodes 548 amino acids. The transcript is spliced from 7 exons. The record is from RefSeq and is a predicted model, not a curated record. Lineage: Eukaryota; Metazoa; Chordata; Actinopteri; Cypriniformes; Cyprinidae.